Molecule: messenger RNA, 2037 nt
Organism: Echinococcus granulosus
Lineage: Eukaryota; Metazoa; Platyhelminthes; Cestoda; Cyclophyllidea; Taeniidae
Product: trim56 protein
Exons: 1
Coding region: 1-2037 (678 amino acids)
Biological process (GO): positive regulation of DNA-templated transcription
Cellular component (GO): nucleoplasm; chromatin
Molecular function (GO): ubiquitin-protein transferase activity; zinc ion binding
Source: RefSeq, a predicted model, not a curated record
AUGGAGAUCAGAAGGAGUCUUGAGGCGAAUUUUCUUACAUGUCGCAUUUGUAACAAUCCUUUCACUACUCCUAAGGUGUUAGCAUGCAUGCACACUUUCUGUAAGCCGUGCCUAGAGCAUGUUCUUGAACAGGAAACGCUGGAGGCAGCACGAAAGCGCCGCGAAUUAGAGCAGCUGCAGAGGUCCUCAGGUUAUUCUUCCACCUCCUCUGUAUCUCAAUACAAGGGACGCUGGACGCGGGCUUUCAAGACCACUGAUCACCAGUAUGACAAAUCACGACUCUCAGAUGAUUCUAUUCAAUGUCCACUGUGUACCAGAAAGACCACCUUGCCAUCCUCCGGAGUCCACGGUCUUCCCGAUGAUCAAAUGGCUGGAAAAUUGGCCUGUAUUGUUGGAAGAAUUCCCAACUAUCCGGUUUGCGACGUCUGCUCUUCAGGGAAUCCGGCUAUCUAUCCUGAUAUCGCUCUCACUGAUGCACCUUCGCCCUAUUCUAAACCUGAGAAUCACAGGCCAUGGACAGACGCAGAAAAUGGUGAUAGUACAAGUGAUAUUCAGCCUACAGAAGAUGAAGACGACCACUAUCGUAAUGGAGGACUUCUACAUCGAGGAAGUCUGGGCAACCGUUCGCGUAGCAGUCGCCGUCAUAUCCGAAAUGGACAGAAAAAAAUGUCAAUGAACGCAUCAGAUGAUGAACUAUUUGCAUCUUCAUCGAGUUAUAAACCGACCAGACCCAAUGAAGCCGUUGCUGCAUGUCUAGAGUGUGCGAAACGUCUGUGUGAUUACUGCUUGAAAAAUCAUGCAAAAGUAGCUGUUACAGCCAACCAUGUAAUUAUUCAAUUGGAUCAGCUUACUCAAAUGUCAUGCUCUCGACAUCCACGUGAAGCCAAACGCUUUUUCUGUUUAACAUGUGGAGAACUGGUAUGCCUUGUCUGUACGUUUGAAUCAAGCGUUUCAGGCUUAAACUGUGAGGGUGCCAAUGAAGACCUCUCUCAUGCGGCAGGUCACGCUGAUCACGAAGUUCUGUCGAUUCGUCAGGGUCUCAUAAAUCUCGAACAAAACGUUAACAAGUCAAUUUUCGAUUGCAAACAGAAGGCUGAACGCUUGGAGCUUCUACUUCUCGGCUUAAAAUCCUGUGCCUCAAAUGUGCUUUCUAUCAAGUCCGCAAUCAACGCGGCUGCUGGUAACCUGAUAAACAGUAUCGCAACACAGAAGGAGAACCUGCUACGUGAACUGGAUAUGGACGUAGGCGUCACUUUAGAUCAACUGACCUCACAGUGUGAGACUAUAGCAGCCUCUCUCGCUAAUUGGGAUGAAAUUAAGGAUGAAGAUGACGUAAUGGAAGCUAUCUAUACUCUCCACCCCGUCGAGGCUCUAAUCGAAGCAAGUCAUAUACGUGAGAAGUAUUGCAGUGUUUUGGGAGAGCUUAGCGCUUCCCUUCCAAAUCAAGAAAACUGGUCUCAGUUAAUCAAGGAGAUCGAAACAUUGGAGCAUAAUUUUUCUCAACAAGUGAACGUCAAAUCGAAGGAAGAUAAUGGAGGCAACGAAACAGGCAAUGAGACAGACAGCUCCUCAGUUACAAGCAACAGCCCUCAAAAGGCAUCCAAAAGAGUUCGAUUUGCUCCUCCAGCCGAAGCCGCUGGCAUGAUACCGCCCUCCUAUAGCGCCCAUUGGACUCGUCGCCUUGGUAAGUUCAUACCCGGUGAGGGCGCCAAUUUGGGGAGACGCGCGACACCAGGCCAACUGGCCGCCCAGGCGUUCGCCAACCGGGAGAAGUUUGCCUGCAAAGCCGUGCAAGCCAGUCCCACGGACGUGAACGGACGACCUUUGCCGGCGGAGCGCGACUCACGACGCCACCGGGCCAUUCAAGUAGAUCUCCAACCUACCAAUCAAACUGAGACCAGCAUGCAGACGGAGGCCUGCAGCGCGAAUGCCAUUCAACGUAUUAGAGUGGACUUCGGAACGCAGUACCAGAGCUCUGACGUCAACAUGCCUCUAACAUUCUUCCGAAGUUCCAAGCAGAUUACCGUGCAAAAGUAG